Messenger RNA from Diachasmimorpha longicaudata, 2613 nucleotides. RefSeq names its product greatwall (gene gwl). Lineage: Eukaryota; Metazoa; Arthropoda; Insecta; Hymenoptera; Braconidae. Gene Ontology annotation, biological process: peptidyl-serine phosphorylation; intracellular signal transduction. Bases 260 to 2377 code for a protein of 705 amino acids. The transcript has 3 exons. The record is from RefSeq and is a predicted model, not a curated record. Gene Ontology annotation, molecular function: ATP binding; protein serine/threonine kinase activity.
UCUAACUGUUGCUCUUCCCGCCAGUCCGAUGCACUGCCGGUUACAAACACGUUCUAACAUGUCUACAUGUUAGCCCGUAAUAUCAAUAAAACCUAUAAUCACCCUUAUCUCCCCCAAAAUGUGUAAGAAAGUGAAAAGUGAUGGAAAAUGGCAGAACAAGAAUAACCCUGAAGAUAUAAAUUGAACGAAUUGGGUAACAAGUGCUCCACUUACUGUGAAAGUCAUUGAAAAUCCUUAUUCGACCGUCACCGGAGUUCAAAUGGACAAAGUCGACAUAUCCUCAUCAGGAAUCGACAGUGGAAUAGCGAAUGGUACAUCCUCAGUUUCAGCGAGUGCCUCAGGCCUCAAUGAAUCCAACAAUGACUCCUCCAACUACUCCAUGCGUACCCCAGUGUCGGAGACCCGGCCCAUCAACAACUCCAUCUUCAAUACCAUCUCCAAGCUGGUGAACCCUUCGGCGAAGGUUCCAGACAUUGACGACUUCAAGAUGGUAAAGCCGAUAAGUCGAGGGGCCUUCGGGAAGGUCUUCCUGGGGUACAAGAAGACGAACCCCGAUCAAGUCUAUGCGAUCAAAGUCAUGAAAAAGGACGAGAUGAUUCAUAAAAAUAUGGCUUCACAGGUCGUCAUUGAGAGGAAUGCCCUGGCCCUAACGAGGAGUCCUUAUUGCGUGCAAUUGUUUUAUUCACUGCAGUCAGUGAGCUCUGUCUAUCUAGUGAUGGAGUACAUGGUUGGAGGGGAUUUAAAGUCUCUGUUGGGAUAUUUUGGAUAUAUGGAGGAGUCAAUGGCACUCUUCUACACAGCAGAAGUUUGCCUAGCCCUGGACUACCUCCACUCCCACGGAAUAGUUCAUCGAGAUCUGAAGCCCGAUAAUAUGCUAUUGUCUCGCGAGGGUCACGUCAAGCUCACGGACUUUGGUCUGAGUAAAAUAUCAUCCCUGGAUCGAGAGCUCGAAAUCUCGGACCUAGUUAACCGCACACCCAGCCUCCUCGCGAGAACUCCGGGACAAUUGCUCUCUCUAACAUCUCAUCUAUCGUUUGGCUCUGCUGGGAAAUCUCUGGACUCUAACCUGGACACGAGUGACGACAGUGCCUCAGCAAUGAAUUUAUUGCCAGCUCUCCAGGAGCGCAAGACUAGAUGCCUCUCUCUGAACUCCCUAGCUUCAUCGACAACCUCCGGAGAUUAUUCCAAACUGUCUGGUGUGACUCCUUUCCAGUCAGCUGAGGAUCUCCACCUAUCCGACAGUGAAGAAUUUCACGAGAAUCUGGUUAUCGAGGGGUUUUGCGAAGAGGAUAAUAGCACUGGUAGCUAUCACACAUGUGAAGCAUCAUCCAUUAAACAAAUCAGUGGAUUGGAUAGCAAAGGGGAUGAAGACGAGUCGACCAUCGAAGCUGAAAAUUCUCAUCAACCCCUUCAGCAUCCUAGUCCUCUAAGCACUGGAAAGAAUGCUUUUCCAAGGGGAACCAAACGGAAACGGGCCCCCAUGUAUGUGAGCACUGGACUCACGAGGGAGAUUAGUCUUAUGGAGCUGGAAGGGCAUACCACGCCGAAGAGGAAGAAUAGAGGCACAAUCACCACAUCCACGACCUCCGCAUCAGACCCACAACAGGAGCUGCCAGAGGAUCGCAAAGGCCAGGAAGGAGGAUCGGGUGGAAGAGUCGCCUUCAGUACCCCAGUGUCAUCCCUGAAAAGCCGUAACCGAGAGGACGGUAAGCAGAAUGACGGGAAAACUGCCCCCAUCAAGAGUACCAGAUUCGACCUGCCACCCCCAGCAGCCACACCGGACCUCCCAGAUCACAAUCAGGAUUCAGGAACUGACGAGUACACAUCUCCCCAGGGAAUCUCCCCAAUAACAACUCCAGCAGCAUCUGACAACAACUUCACACCCUUCAGAACCCCCAAAAGUGUGAGAAGAGGAGUCCCCGGAACGUCGAGCAGAACAGACGACAGAAUUCUGGGAACACCUGAUUAUCUAGCUCCAGAACUCCUCUUGAAACAGGGACAUGGACCUGCUGUUGACUGGUGGGCCCUGGGGGUAUGUCUGUAUGAGUUCUGCACUGGGCUUCCUCCCUUCAACGACGAGACACCUCAAGCUGUCUUCGCAAAUAUUCUGGCCCGGGAUGUACCUUGGCCCGAGGACGAGGAAAUACUCUCCGAGGAGUGCGUCAAGGCUAUUGAUGCUCUUUUGACCCUUGAUCAUAAUCUUAGACCCUCAGCGAAGGAGGUCCGGGCAAUGGGGUUCUUCAGCGCAUUCCCUUGGGAUGAACCUCGCAGGGCCAGUCCACCCUUCAUACCUCAGCCGGAUGAUAAUUAUGAUACCUGCUAUUUUCAAGCUCGAAAUAUUCUUCAGCAUCUCAACGUCAGUAACUGUGAGAAUUAAAUUUCACUCAAAAUCUUGUAGACUAUUCAAUCGAAGAAAUUGUGAAAUAAUGUAAAUAUUUAUGUCUUUGUAAUAUAAAAUUAGUGUAACUGGAAUUGCCACUAGCCAUUUAUAUAAUGCUCCCACAAUUUCUCCAAUAAUUCAUAUUUUUUUAAACAUCUGCUGCUGCAAUGUAUUUUUGUGAUAUAAAAAAAUUUUCAGAAUGGAUUUAAUGAAUGUGAUUUUUAUUUAGAAAA